Ichthyophthirius multifiliis is the source of this 1800-nucleotide messenger RNA. RefSeq names its product RSC complex subunit, putative. NCBI's taxonomy places the organism in Eukaryota, Ciliophora, Oligohymenophorea, Hymenostomatida. Gene Ontology annotation, cellular component: nucleus. Gene Ontology annotation, molecular function: ATP-dependent chromatin remodeler activity; DNA binding; ATP binding. The record is from RefSeq and is a predicted model, not a curated record. The transcript is spliced from 6 exons. Gene Ontology annotation, biological process: positive regulation of transcription by RNA polymerase II.
AUGAUAAAUGAAAAUACAUUAAUAAAUGAAUGUUAAGAUAGUAUUACUGAUAAAUAAGUAUUUUAAAUAAAACAAUAAAUAUUAGCAUAUAAAUACAUGAUAAGAAAUAUCUAAUUACCAAGAGAUUUAGAAAAAAAUAUUAGUGGAUUAACAAAAGAAUAAUGGGAUGCUGAAGCUGAAAGAAUAAUGGGAAGAUCAUUAAGAUAUUAUAAUGAUAAAAUUGAUAAAAGCGAAGAAUUAAAAAAAUUAGUUAAUGAUAAAAUAAAGAAAAAAAAUACAGAAUAAAUUACAGCAUAAAAUGAAUUAGUAUUAAAGAUAUAUAAAGACUAAAAUAAAUUUCAAAUGGAAAAAAGAAAAAAAUCUAUAGAUGAGAUUUUAGAAGAAUAGUAAAUACUUUCAGAUGAAUGUAAAUAUUAAUUAAUGUCAGAAAAACUUUGGAUAAAUAAUUUUGAUUUUUAUAAAUAAAUGUAGGAAACAAUUCUUUUAAAAAAAUAAAAUAAACUUCCUUGCAGAAUUUUAGAAAAUAAAAUCUUAGAUAUUUAACAUUAUGUGAAAAAAAAACCAUAAAAGAAAAAUGAAUCUGAUAUUUUAUAUAAAUUUGAUAUUUAAUUCCGUUAAAAAUAAGAAAAAAGAAAAUAAUUAAAACAUCGUGAAUUUAUUUAAUAAUUAUUUAUACAUUAAAGCCAUUUUUUUGAGUUUCAUAAAAAAGUUAAAAAACAAUAAAAAAAAAGGGCUAAUAAUGCUCGAAAUUUUCUUGAAAAUCUUUAAAUAAGAAUAUAAUAGUAAAAAGAAAAAGAAGCUAGGGAAAGAGUUUAAGUUUUGAAAUCGAAAGAUAUGGAAGGCUAUAUUGAAUUAAUUAAAAAUAUGAAACAUACUAGAAUACUUGAUCUUUUGAAAUAAACAGAUAAUUUUUUGAGAGAAUUAGGAGCUAAAAUUAAAGAAUAAAAAGGUGAUAAAUAAAAUGAAUACGAUGACGAAGAUUUAAAAUUCGGAUAACAAAGUAAUAAUUAUGCAGCCGAUUUAUAAAAAUCAAACAGAGUUUAUUAUAACUUAAGUCAUAGAAUUAAAGAAAAUAUUGAUUAAUAACCUGAAUUACUUGAAGGUGGAAAAUUAAAAAGUUAUUAAUUAUUAGGUUUAAAAUGGCUAAUAUCUCUUUAUAAUAAUAAACUCAAUGGAAUAUUGGCUGAUGAGAUGGGUUUAGGAAAAACUAUAUAAACUAUAUCCUUAUUUGCUUAUUUAAUUGAAAUGAAAAAAAAUAAUGGACCUUUUUUGGUUGUUGUACCAUUAUCUACUUUAAGUAAUUGGGUUUUAGAAUUUGAUAAAUGGGCACCUAAGAUUAAAAAAAUUGCCUAUAAAGGAUAACCUUAAGUAAGAAAAGAAAUUGCAAAAGAACUAAAAACUACAAAAUGGAACGUAUGUAUUACUACUUAUGAUUAUGUUUUAAAAGAUAGAUUAACUUUACAUAAAUUUGAUUGGAAAUAUAUUGUUGUUGAUGAAGGACAUCGAAUGAAAAAUUCAAGAAGUAAAUUUACAAGUAUUCUAGGUUAAUAGUAUUUUAGUGAUUAUAGACUUUUAUUAACAGGUACUCCUUUAUAAAAUAAUCUUGCAGAAUUAUGGUCUUUGCUUAAUUUUUUAUUACCAAAAGUCUUUUCUAGUUGUGAUGAUUUCGAGAAAUGGUUUUCUAUGCCUUUAGCUAAAUUCGGAAGUAACGAAAAAGAAUCGUCUUUAACAGAAGAAGAAAUCUUUUAAUUAUUAAUCGUUUACAUUAAGUUUUAAGACCUUUUCUAUUAAGAAGAGUGA